CGGCUUUCGCGCUGCGCGUCGUUUAGUCCAUCGCAUCGCGGCGUCCCGAUCUAAUAUAAUAAUGUAAACCGGCAAUCUUCGGACGCUUUCCGCAUCCACUGAGCGCGAAAUAUUUUUCCUUACGCGACGAGACAUUUUUCUCAGUGAAUAAUUUCAAUUUUUCGCUCUUUCCCGCGCUUCUCUGGAUUGUAAUGCAAGACUUUGGAAAAUAGAAACAGUCUAGAGACUUUUAGAACCGCCACGCCUUUGUGAGAUUUUUUAUGAAAAAUUUAAAUAAAUGAGAAUAGAGGAAAAAAGUGCGACUGUGUUUGGCAAAAGCAAUAUAUUUUUUCGACAGAAUUAUAAGUUAAUUUUUGACGAGAAAACUGGUAUAAUUUAUAUCGUGACACUUGUAGCGCAAUACUGGACUUGAGACGCUUAAAUUCAAUGAAGUAGCGCUAUAAAAAAAGAGAGUUAAGCGUCAUGACAUUACGAAAAAACUGAUUAAUUUUUUCUGCGGUGGAAGAAGCUUUGAAAAAAUUGUUCAUAUUUUUACAAUCAGACACGAAAAUCACACAGUCGAACUCAUCGCGAGCGGAAGAAACCUGUAUGACAAGUAGAUGCAUCAAGUUCUUCGAAAGGAGGUCAUCCUAGUACCGACACUGUCGUCCUUCGACAUGCUACGAAGAAUCUGGUACGCGUGAAACCACAAGCGACUCACGUGCCCUAAAGACCCGAAGAUUGAAUCGCAAGCUGAUCGAGAUGGCAGCAUCCGAGUGCGUGGAAAACGAAAAGAGGAAUGAUGACAAAUCAGUCGAAGUAGUGUACAUUUCCAAACUUCGACAAGCAGUACCACAAUGCUGCGCCGUCGCUGCCAAAAAUUUACUGCUGCUCACUUUCGGAUCAACCUUAGGAUUCGUGACUAUCCUUAUUCCAGCAUUAGAGAAAGAAGAUUCGGAUAUCAAAGUCACAACAGAAGAAUUAACGUGGAUUAGCAGUUUGAACUUGUUCCUCGUGCCGAUCGGUUGCCUCGUAAGCGGACCGUUGUCACAGUAUUUGGGCAGGAAACGAACAAUGAUGUUGACAAAUAUACCGUUCGUGAUUGCCUGGCUGAUAUAUUAUUACGCCAGUAAUCCUGGCAUGUUAUUUGCCGCACUAGCAAUGACAGGUCUGACGGGUGGCUUCUUGGAGGCGCCUGUCCUGACCUACGUAGCCGAAGUUUGUCAGCCCAAGUUGCGCGGAAUGCUCUCGGCGACCUCCUCGAUGGCAGUCAUCCUGGGUGUCUUCACGCAAAUGUUGAGUGGCAGUCUGGCCCACUGGAGAACGGUGGCGAUCAUCAACUUGGUUUAUCCGGUCGUCUGUUUUCUCGCUUUGUGUUUGGUGCCCGAGAGCCCGCACUGGCUCGCAGCUAAGGGUCGUUUCGCGGAAUCGGAACAGGCUCUCUGCUGGUUGCGAGGUUGGGCGAGUCCGUCGCAGGUGCAGGACGAGUUUCAGACGAUUUGCGAGACGGUCCAGAAGCGGGUCGACAACGCAGAUUCCGAGAAGAAGGAAAUCUGGCGAUCGUAUACUAAACGCACGUUUUAUCGGCCUUUCAUCCUGGUGAGCGCAGCCUUCUUCAUCAGCUCUUUCGGCGGCACCUCGACCUUGCAGACCUUUGCCGUCCUUAUUUUCGAGAAACUCCAGGCACCGAUCGACAAAUACACGGCCACGGUGUUUAUGGGCGUCGCUCAAUUGGUCGGUACCACAAUCUGCGUGGUGACGAUCCAUUUCUUGGGAAAACGCAAAUUGUCCUUCAUAUCGGUCACCGGGACCGGUCUGUGCUUCUUCAUCACCGCUGUCUACGGUUAUCUGAACGAUGCCAAGUAUUUUGACGGAGCCACAUACGCCUGGUUGCCGACUACUCUCAUGAUUGGUGCGGCUUUCGUAUCAAGCUUCGGAAUCAGAUUGCUACCUUGGGUUCUGAUAGGCGAAGUGUAUCCGGUCGAGGUGCGCAGCAGCGCAACCGGUGCUUCCGGGAUGGUUGGUUACAUUCUAGCAUCGAUCGCGAAUAAAACCUUCCUCUACAUGAUAAGAGGCAUAACACUAUCCGGAACGUUUAUUUUCAAUUCUCUGGUAAACUUGGCCGGUCUGUGCUUCUUGUUCAUAAUGCUACCCGAGACCGAGAACAGAACCUUGAUGGAGAUCGAGGAACAUUUCGCUGGUAUACAGAAUUUGAAGAAUCGACCUAAGAAGGAGCAGCACGUCAUCAAGGAGAAAUGGGCGGUCGCGAAUUCGGCGAUCGUACACGACGAAAAUAUCGAGAGUAGAUUGUAGAAUUAAAUUAAUAAUUUAGCAAUGCGCGCUUUUUUCGGAUAUAUCUUGCUCUUCGCGGAAAUUAUUCAAACUAGUUCAAGUAUUCUCUGUUAAAAAUCAUAUAGACAAUGAAUUACGUAAUUCCGCUUUUUUUUAAACGGAAUUUUACAUAAUCUUGGGUGAUAUAAUUGAAUGCAAAAAACUAUGAGAUGUGUAAUUAAAUACAUUAUGCGGUUUAUUUUCUGCUGUAAUGCGAACGAGGAAAGGAAUUGUGCCUUAAAAAGAGCUGUUCUAUGAAUAAUGUAAUGCGAUUCAAAGAUAAUAGAUAUGUAAAGAUUGAUUGAUUGAAAAAUAAUAUAGCGGAGAGAAGAAAGUUAUAUGACAUAUAUGAUAUUAGACGCGUAAAUUAUGCGAUUUUCUUAAAAAGAUUUCUGCGAACAAAUUGAAGUGACAAUAAUGUAUUGACAAUGUUAGAAUUAACAGUCUUAUUUAUUUCAUAAAAAGAAAAUAGCUGCCACAAAGCGUUCCUAACUCUCGAGUAGAGAAAUGCUCGAGAAAAAGAUUUAAAUUUGUUACUGCUUAUAGAAGCUUUUUUAUUUUUGUGAAG
Messenger RNA from Nylanderia fulva, 2878 nucleotides. Its product is annotated as facilitated trehalose transporter Tret1. Gene Ontology annotation, biological process: transmembrane transport. Gene Ontology annotation, molecular function: transmembrane transporter activity. Lineage: Eukaryota; Metazoa; Arthropoda; Insecta; Hymenoptera; Formicidae. The record is from RefSeq and is a predicted model, not a curated record. Gene Ontology annotation, cellular component: membrane.